Molecule: messenger RNA, 763 nt
Organism: Drosophila albomicans
Lineage: Eukaryota; Metazoa; Arthropoda; Insecta; Diptera; Drosophilidae
Gene: RpL21
Product: 60S ribosomal protein L21
Exons: 2
Coding region: 156-635 (159 amino acids)
Biological process (GO): translation
Cellular component (GO): ribosome; cytosolic large ribosomal subunit
Molecular function (GO): structural constituent of ribosome
Source: RefSeq, a predicted model, not a curated record
CAUAAUUAACGGUUAGCAAAUUACAGCCCUGCCGCUACAUCAAUCUGUAACGAGUGUGGCAACGCCACGCAGGUAGCCAUCUUUCUUUCUUUCCCCAACUUCACGACCGCGUGGACGUCGAUACGUAAAAGGGAACCACCACAGCAGGCAACAAAAUGACCAACUCAAAGGGUUAUCGUCGCGGCACCCGAGACAUGUUCUCGCGCCCCUUCCGCAAGCAUGGUGUCAUCCCACUGUCCACAUAUAUGCGCGUCUUCAAGAACGGCGAUAUUGUUGACAUCAAGGGACACGGUGCCGUCCAGAAGGGUAUGCCCUACAAGGCAUAUCACGGCAAGACUGGCCGCAUCUUCAAUGUCACACAGCAUGCCGUUGGUGUCAUUGUAAACAAACGUGUGCGCGGCAAGAUCCUAGCCAAGCGCAUCAACGUGCGCAUCGAGCAUGUGCAUCACUCCAAGUGCCGUGAGGAUUUCCUGCGUCGUGUCAAGGAGAACGAGCGUCUGCUCAAGGAUGCUAAGGCCCAGGGUAAAUGGGUGAACCUCAAGCGUCAACCAGAGCAGCCAAAGAAGUCGCAUUUCGUCAAGAAACUGGAGGAACCCAUCGCUUUGGCGCCAAUUCCAUACGAGUUCGUUGCUUAAAUGCAUCUUAACAACAAUUGCGCGGAUGUGUUUUUUGUUUACAAUUUUUGUGUGGAUUUGAUGGAUGAAUUCUAAGUUAAGAUUCAAAAAAUAGAAUUGAUUUUCUAUACGAUUGCUGUAAACAAUUA